AUGGCUGACCUCAUCCAAUUCCCAAGAGGAUUUGGAGAACAGGACAUUGCCGCCUGGGGCACGACAGGCUUGGUGUGCCUUGAUGCGGCCUCCCAGACGGUUAUAAAGACCCCUCACAAUAAUGGCAAUUGCCGCAGAGUCCAGGUGGAGAAGACGAUAUACGAGCGGUUCGACCAGCGAGGCGGGCAUAAUUCAGGCAUCCGCCUUGAACUCGCUCCAAAUUGGAACCUCUCAUCAUUCCUUCGCAGACACCCUGAGAUUGGAAUUGAGCAGGGACUACGUUGGGCACGUCAGGUUACAGAUGCUCUCUGUUUUGUUCAUGCUGCAAACGUUAUUCAUAGAGACUUGACUCUAAACAACGUCUUCUUAACCCAAGAUCUUGACAUAAAGCUUGCAGAUUUUAGUGGCUCUUCUCUAGACAGCUCUAACCUGCUGGUUUCAAUACACGCCAGCCACCGGUACCCUGGACCCCUGCUGUCCACCAAUGCUGACAUCUUCUCUCUUGGCUCUGUGCAUUACACCAUCAUGACGGGAAAACUACCAUAUCAAGAUCUGUCCGAAGAUGUCACGGCUCUGUUCAAAGAGGGCAAAUUUCCCGAAACAGACACACUUAGACCGUUGAGGGCAAUUAUCAGAAAAUGCUGGCAAGUUAAAUACAAGAGUGUUGCCGACGUGUACAAGGAUAUCAAAGGUAUGACAUUUGAUAUCCGUGUACGAAUGUAUUAA
This is a messenger RNA of Lindgomyces ingoldianus, 726 nucleotides long. RefSeq names its product spindle assembly checkpoint kinase. NCBI's taxonomy places the organism in Eukaryota, Fungi, Ascomycota, Dothideomycetes, Pleosporales, Lindgomycetaceae. The record is from RefSeq and is a predicted model, not a curated record. Gene Ontology annotation, molecular function: ATP binding; protein kinase activity. The transcript has 2 exons. Bases 1 to 726 code for a protein of 241 amino acids. Gene Ontology annotation, biological process: protein phosphorylation.